Messenger RNA from Scatophagus argus, 3697 nucleotides. RefSeq names its product spire-type actin nucleation factor 2 (gene spire2). The record is from RefSeq and is a predicted model, not a curated record. Lineage: Eukaryota; Metazoa; Chordata; Actinopteri; Scatophagidae. The transcript is spliced from 15 exons. Gene Ontology annotation, molecular function: actin binding. Gene Ontology annotation, biological process: actin filament polymerization; intracellular transport; establishment of meiotic spindle localization. Gene Ontology annotation, cellular component: cytoplasmic vesicle membrane; cell cortex. The coding region runs from base 175 to 2604 and encodes 809 amino acids.
UGCGCUUUGUUUACAAUGGUUGAUUUUACUGUGUUGCGGUUAAUGAGGUGCAGCUGCGCUUGUUGAGGAAAGGUAGACGUCGAGAAAAGAACGGGGACCGUAGAAGAGUCAGCGGACAGCAUAAAUGGCCUCGGUGCCUGCCGAGUGAAGGAUGGGCUCGUCGGUUUCGCAGCCAUGGCCAGAUCCACCACCAGAACCGCCGAGGACGGGGACUCACGGGUAACCGCCCCCACGGACCGCGGAGAGACGCGGGACCUGGCCGAGCCCCGGGAACUGUCUCUGGAAGAGGUGCUGAAGUCCUACGAGCAGCCCAUCAACGAGGAGCAGGCAUGGGCGGUGUGCUACCAGUGCUGCAGCGGGCUGAGAGUGCCCCGCCCGCCGACAGCCAGAGUCAGCCGGGUGAAGGACCCGUCCUCCAUUCUCCUGCACAGGGACGGAACCGUGUCGUUACAGCACGAGCCAAGACACAACGAUGACGGUGACGAGCCUCGUCUUCCACGCGCUGCAGAGCGUCAGCUGGUCCAGUCGCUGGGUGUGGCCAUCUACCGAGCUCUGGACUGGGGGCUGGACGACAGCGAGGAGCGGGAGCUCAGCCCGCAGCUGGAGCGCCUCAUCGAGCGCAUGGCAGGGGGGGACCAGGGCGGAGAAGCUGCCAGGAACGGUACAACAGAUGAAGGGUACAGUGGCCAGGAAGAGGAGGAAGAGGAGUUGGAGGAGGAGCAGCUGCAGGAGGGGGUGAUAAAGCCGGUGUGUACAUUCCGUCAGGUGAUGGCGCUGUGUGCGACUCGGCUGGCCAACCCUACCUUAGCUCCAGAGCACUACCAAGCUGUCUGCAGGGCUCUUUUUGUGGAGACUCUGGAGCUGCAGACCUUCCUCAUCAAGAUCAGAGAUGCUAAAGAGAUGCUGAAGAGGAUCACAACAGAGGAGGCUGUGGAAGACAAGUCUACAUCCGAGCUGGAUGCACUGAAACACAGAGACUGGGCACGUCUGUGGGUGCAGCUGAUGAAGGAGCUCAGGCAGGGAGUGAAGCUGAAGAAGGUGCAGGAGCAGCCGUUCAACCCGCUGCCCACCGAGUUCAGCCUCACACCUUUUGAGAUGCUGAUGCAGGACAUACGAGCUCGCAAGUUCCAGCUGCGUAAAGUCAUGGUGGGGGGUGACAUCCCUACCAGAGUGAAGAGGAAUGCCCAUGAAUUGAUACUGGAUUUCAUCAGAUCGAGACCUCCACUUAAACCAGUUUCAGAGCGCAGCCUCCCCCCUCCGCCCCCGCAGCAGCAGUCCCUCCAUGACCAGGUCCUGGCUGAGAUCAAGCAGGAGAGAAAGCUCAGGCCUGUGGUCCCGCCUGCCUCCAGACCAUUUGGCUCCCUGCCCUGCCUGGCUCAGACUUGUCCUUGUAAUGUCAAAUCUACUUCGUGUAUUGACCUGUCCAUGGCGGAGCCCGGGCCCAGACCGUCGUCCCGCCCUCGCAUCCUGCUCAAGGCUCCGACCCUGGCUGAGAUGGAAGAGAUGAACAUAUUUGAGGAGGAGGAGUCCCCGGAAAAUGGGGAGCUGAGGAGAGCAGAGAGCUCCCCAACACCUCUCAAAAGAGAUCGCUCCUUCUCAGAGCACGAUCUGGCCAUGCUCCGUGGUGAGAUGCUUCCUUCGCUCUCCGAGUCAGCCCAGCUGGACGGGGUGGUCAGGCUGAGGGGAGAGAGGCCUCGGUCCAGGACACUGACUGGCACCAGGCCGCCUCCCAUUUACAGAGCUUCCUUCCCAGCUCAAGGCAGGGUGCCGCCCUCUCCGGCCAGCCUGUCUCUCAGUUCAGUUGACGAGACCACAGAGGGGUCAGAGACAAUGUCUGGCUGCACAGCUGGAGAUGAGCACCAGUGGAUGGAGGAGUUCAGCCACCCUGUGGAGAGUCUCGCCUUAACGGUGGAUGAGGUCAUCAAUGUGCGACGAGUGCUGGUCAAAGCAGAGAUGGAGAAGUUUCUUCAGAGCAAAGAGCUCUACAACAACCUGAGGAAAGGCAAGGUUUGCUGCUGCUGCAGAGUGAAAUUCCCUCUCUUCUCAUGGCCGUCUACCUGCUUAUUGUGUAAAAGAUCUGUCUGUAACUCCUGCAGCGCAAAGAUGAAGAUCCCCUCAAAGAAGAUGGCCCAUAUUCCUGUGUACACUGUGGGCUUCCACAGUACUCCAAAGAGCCAUGGACAAAAAAGCCAAGUCUAUAAGUCCCUGCGCAGCUUGUCCCGCCGCUCAGUGGAGGAGGACUUCCCCCACCUGUAUGCUCACGGCUGCACGCUGCGCGACGUCUGCGCUGAAUGCACCAAAUUCAUUGCUGAUGUCAUUUCCUCUAGCCGCCGAAGCCUGGACAUCCUCAACAACACUCCCAAGAGAGAGGCCAAAGCUGCUUCUGCUGCUGCUGCUGCUGCUGCUCAGAGACCACAGCUGCAACGUCAAUCCCACCUUGAGACUUGUCCUCAACCAGACCCUCGGCGUCACCUUCCACCAUACCUGCUGUCACAGUGUCACGCCCAGCUCCCUCAGUCCCUACAACAGCACAGGCUUCACGCGUCAUCAUCGUCUCCUUCGCCGCUGCUCCAAACCAAGACCAUCAACAGUGUGAACCAAUGAGCAGACUGACUGACACUUUAUCCCCUUCUGCCUACACACAGACUCCUUAAUGAGUUGUUCUCCUGCACUACACUGCGCGCACACACACAUGCACAGAAAAGUAGGGUUCUUGAAGGGUUCUAGUGGUUACAUGCAUCAGUAAUGACUCAGAGAUAAAUAUAAAUAAAAAACAGGAGUACAUAAUCCAGUGAGGAUUGUUAUUUCACUAUUGCUUGGUUGGACUAUUAAAGGUGUUAUUAACGGUUAUGCUCUGAUAUAUCAGCCUACGAAAACAUUUUAUUAAGCUGUGUAGAACCCAUUUUUUUAGUAGGACUAUCGUGACUCUAAACCACCACCACCUCACUCAUCAUCCACUUCCCAGCUACAUCAUCUUCCAUAUCUCACCAUCUCACCGAGCAGAUGUGCUCACACACACACACACAGAGCCCCUAUUGGUCACUUCAUCAGGUUUGAGUUUGACACACUUCUGUCUGUAUCUGCCAUUGCUACAAUACCAUGACUUCAGUCCUCGGUGCUCACAGCUGCUGGGAGGCAUACGGGUGAAGAGGGCAGAGGAGGAAAGUAGUGGUGGUUGGGAGUAGUAUACACUGUGAGUAAGAGAGAGAGAAGGUGGAGGUGGAGGUGGGGUUUGGUGGUGGUUGUUUGAGGAGGAUAAAAGCUAUGCAGCAUAGAGUCAGCGUGUAACCCUAGCAAUUUAGCUCUCUGUGGUUGCCUUGUUUUUGUCAUGAAUGUAACUUAGAGACCCAGAAACAGAAUUGUAAAAUUAUAAGCUCGUACUCUGCGUUGUAACAUUUAUUCUUAGUCAUCCAAAAAAGGGAUUUGUAACAAGUGGCUGCUGCGUAAUGAGGCCUCUUUUACAUUUACAGCUCGUAAAGUCCCAGGUACAGCUGGACGAGUUAUGAUGGCGGCGACACUGUGAAUGUAACGGGCUGAAGCUACAGACUGCACCUUUAACUGACGCAACAUGACCAUGCUGAUGUGAAGCGAGCAGAUGAAACUCCCGCCUUUCUCACUCCCCAUGGACGCUUGCAAUCUGCUCUGGUUUUGUAAACACCAAGUAAACCUCAACUGCAAUAAAAUCUAAUGACAAACA